This is a messenger RNA of Parascedosporium putredinis, 1053 nucleotides long. The record is from the annotation of a GenBank genome assembly. NCBI's taxonomy places the organism in Eukaryota, Fungi, Ascomycota, Sordariomycetes, Microascales, Microascaceae.
AUGCCUCCCAUAUCGUUUAAACCCGUCUCGUCGCUACGCUCGCACUUUGAAAGUAUGAGCAAGGCAAAGGAGGGCAACCCCGCCCUCCAAGCCGCCCCUCUCCGGCCCAUUUCUCCAGCCCCGAAACAACUCGCCGUCCGCGAGGCCCACCCCGAGCGAGAAACUGUACCUACACCCCCGCCCCUGCCCAAGAACCGGCCGACACUCAACGCCAUCAAGCUUCCAAGUAGCAGCAACAACAUUGGCGAUGCCGUCCGUCCCAAGUCACCCACGCGGCCGGCGGUUCCGCCACCUACCUUUAGUCCGCGGCCCGGGAGGCCCCGAGCACACCGCUUUCCUCAACCCCGAAUCUAUCACUGCCGCAACGACCCCGCAAGCUCCCCUCGAACAUUCAAGAUCCCUAGUCGCACCCAUUCGCCGGUUCUCGAUCCCCGGCGGCUCUCGAAAACAACUGGCUCUAACCCGCCGUCACCCCCACCACCUCGCCGAUCCGGAGAGUUCAAACGAGAGAUGAAGCCCGUUCCACCGCCAGUGAACCGCGCCGAAAAGCCCACGAUCUUGUCGAGGCACUCCAUGAUCGCCCCUCGGCCUCAGAACGGCAUCAUCCAUACCCCACAGUUAACCCAGGAGACGUCCCCAUUCAGCAGCCCGCCGAGCAGCCCCGAGAGCAGCGACGAUGAGGCUCCUCCUCCCAUUCCUCGUAGACCCCGACCCCAGUCGGAGUACUCUCAAUCGCGAAGCCAAGGCUGGAAUACGUUUGAGCCUCCUCCAGUGCAUCCAGCCGUUCUGAGGCGGCCUGAGCGAGAGGCCCAACAAGCGCCCAGGUCAAAUAUAUCCCCCAAUACUCGGGUGAACGUCGCCCCGCCCUACCAACAAGACCGCAGCACGCUGCUGCGGAGAUACCGCCUCGUCCGGCUCCAAUCAAUAGCACCGGGAAGGCACCUCCCCUCGGCCUCCUCGGCCUACGGUAAAUACAAACUCAAAUUUUGUCGAAAGCGCCUCAGCUCCGCCUAUUCCAUCCUCCGCCACCCGAAUGAUAUCGCCAUCGAUUAA